This is a messenger RNA of Liolophura sinensis, 6463 nucleotides long. Its product is annotated as junctophilin-1-like. NCBI's taxonomy places the organism in Eukaryota, Metazoa, Mollusca, Polyplacophora, Chitonida, Chitonidae. The transcript is spliced from 7 exons. Gene Ontology annotation, cellular component: junctional membrane complex; plasma membrane; endoplasmic reticulum membrane. The record is from RefSeq and is a predicted model, not a curated record. Bases 847 to 3342 code for a protein of 831 amino acids.
AUUUAUUCGGCGAGUGCGCUGAGCAGACGGAGCCGAGGAAGUCAGACCUGUCUGGUACGGCGAGGGAGAACCAGAAGAAACCAGCGAACAGCCUGGCCUCGCCUAGCUGACACCCCGAGGGUUGGGCUCUCAUAUCGACCGUACCCUGAACCUGGGAGUCAAUCGCUGGGCUGGUGAAAAGCAACUGUUACGAACAGCCCUGGGAACUACCAUCAAAAGAACUAAGUUGUCCGGCAUCAGGCAGGGAAUCCGCCAGCGAGCAAGUCCAGCAACACCGGGAUACACUUUCGCUCGCCAUUUUAUACCAGCACGCCGCUCGCUCUGCCUCAGGAAGGGAGGAUACUCGUCUUUUCUCUACCUACAGGGGUUCCAUGUAGCAGAGACUUUCGCCAUAGCUUGCCUUGUAACUUGGAGGAUCCAUGACCUUGUCUAAGUCUUUCUGAAGCAAACGCUGAGCGGAACUGCCUGUACUUUGUGGACUAGUCGCUAUCUGGAUCAAGGAAAAGCAAAGAUCCAAGUAUAUCGUCACAGGUUUCGGAUAUGUCAGGGACGAAGAUUCCGUGUUUUGGUGGGCAAUGAUCUAUGUGUCCAUUCCUACCACUUUCAGGAGGGGCAAUCACAACAUCGACGGCUGGUUCAAAACAAUGUGGCUCUCAGCUUCCAUGAACUUCUCGACAUUGAGACAUCAACGUUGUCCUAGGACAAGCGAGUUUCCGGCUUGCUGAUAAACACAUCUACCUGAGAUCUUGUUCCGCCAUUUUUUCUGAACUGUCCUCCAGAUAUUUCCCUUGCAUUUUCUGAGGUUCUGAUGUUGGCCGUAUGUCAAGCUGUCAGCGAGCUUUCUAAAUGACAUCCGGAGGCGGUCGCUUUGAUUUCGACGAUGGGGGAACGUACUGUGGGGGAUGGGAAGAUGGUAAGGCACACGGUCACGGGGUGUGUACAGGCCCCAAGGGACAAGGGGAAUACUCCGGGGCCUGGCAGUGUGGCUUCGAGAUCUCAGGCGUGUACACGUGGCCCAGUGGAAAUAAUUAUGAAGGGCAGUGGUUUCAGGGCAAACGUCAUGGCCUUGGGGUGGAGGCCAAAGGACGCUGGGUAUACCGUGGAGAAUGGACGCAGGGGUUCAAAGGCCGCUACGGCGUACGUCAGAGCACGUCAUCGGGCGCGCGCUACGAAGGCACUUGGACCACAGGGCUCCAGGAUGGAUACGGUUGUGAGACCUAUGCAGAUGGAGCUUUGCGGAAUGACCAAUUGACAGCAGCCGAAAACGGUUCUUACCAAGGCCAGUGGCUCCGUGGCAUGCGACAUGGCUACGGCGUUCGACAGAGCGUCCCGUAUGGUCUAGCUUCCCACUACCGACCGAAGGCCUUGCGGGACUCACUGACGUCACUACGUAGCGAGAAUGAGGACGAACAAGUGGUGAAGAACAGAGACCGGAAGUUGGAUGAGAGUCGCGGUGGCUUCGUCCUCAAGGCCAAAAGUGACGAGACACCUCCGGCCAGAAGACGUUCCCUUUUCGAUCGCAAAGGAAACACAGGAGGAAGUUUAAGAAAGACAAUUUUCUCGGGUUUAAAAUUGAAGAAACAGAAAAGUACCGGUGAUAUCAAUGACUCUCCCAAACGACAGACGGGCUCGGUGCGGAGUACGAUUAGCAACAUCAGUCACGUGAGCGCAGACUCGACGCAGUCGGGUAUGACGAACGCUUCCGUGUACACGGAUAGUAAUCUUAGUUUCGUCAGUCAGGAUGACAUCACGGACGUCAAUGUGACGGAGACGUAUAUGGGUGAAUGGAAAAACGACAAAAGAUCGGGAUUUGGAAUCAGUGAACGUUCCGACGGCUUAAAGUACGAGGGAGAGUGGUAUAAUAAUAAAAAGUACGGCUACGGUGUGACCAGCUUUAAAGACGGCACCAAAGAGGAAGGGAAAUACAAGAAUAACGUUUUGAUUUCGUCAGGCAAAAAGAACAAAUUGUUUUUGAUAAGAACUUCCAAGCUUAGAGAACGUGUGGAUAAUGCAGUGUUGUCCUCCCAGCGAGCCGCUCAGAUUGCCUUACAGAAAGCAGACAUCGCCAUCACUAGGAUGGCAAACGCCAGAACCAAGGCUGAACAAGCUGACGCUAUAGCCCAGAAAGCUAGGCAAGACUCUGACGUGGCGAGGCUCAAAGCCAAAGAAUAUGCCCCAGAAUUCCACCAACCAGGAACCGACAUUCUGAAAAAGAAACUUCAGGAAAGUAAUGGCGAGAGUCUAGAGGAGUUCAAAAACGUCAAAAUGCUUCAAAAUCACAACCCUGGCAUACAUUCGCGCUCCAAAUCUGUCAUGCACCGGAAGACGAAUAGAGCGGAUAUCGAAGGAGAGGGACAAAAUGGCCUGUCCCCAAUCACGACACUGUCAUCUGCCUUAGACUGUGCCCUGUCUGGGAGCCGUUCUCGUCUUGGGCCCCCGACGGGCAACUACGAUGCGGAAAACACACUGGGCAAUCCAACCCAGCUUACCGUGGAGCCUCAGUUGUUAAAUGUGAACUACCACAGUCCAAAGAGUUCGGCCGAAAAUAUGUCAGCUAGCACCCCUACCCAUAGUCGUAGUCCCUCCCUCAAGAUUCGACGCUAUAGCUUUCUGGCGGGUUCCAGAAGAGGACGUGGCUUUAGUGAACUGUUCAAUUCCACAAUUCUCAAUGAUCAUUUUGAUCAGUAUGCUACUCAGCGCGACGAUAGUGGGUUAGGAAGAGAGUUUGUUCCGGGCGACGAGAACAUGGACAAAGGCAAUUCUGCCAGCGACACUUCCCCGGACUCCGGAGUCUCCGACGGCAUGGACGAUGACAACAAGACCCGUCCAAUGCAGAGGCGACGCACACUGCCAUCCAUUAUCAAGAGAGACGAGGACGAAGAGAAACCAAAAGCCCUGCCUGAGAAGGAGACUGCUCAUAGUAACGAAAACAUUGCUAAAAAGGACGUAGAAACAUACAUCAUCGAGAACGGUAUUCGAAAACGGCUUAGGGCUGAGCAGCAUGAACACAACCCUGUGAUGGACAACUCAGGAGCCUUGCCAAAAGCAUUUAAAGUGGAGAGCGAUAAACACCUGAAUCGCCAAAACCGCGGAAGUCUUCCAGACAUUAGCAGUAUGAAGGACAACGUGAGCGUGAUGUCACGGGAAGAAGCCUACAAGCUGUCGUCUGCUCGACGGAAUGAGCUGAGACGUUUACAGGAAUUGGAUGAGAAACGUCGACAGGGUGACGUCACAGUGAUACUAGGGGAUCUCAAGGACUGGUGCCAACAGAGGCAGCUGCUAGUGUUGGUGAUAGCUCUCAACGUGAGCCUAGCCACCAUGUUCUUCAAUUUGCUGUCCUAGUCAACAGGCAGAUCUUUCUCACCCUGGUCCUCCUGUUUCCCCUGGCAACCAGCAACCGCCAUGUUGGUUUCACCUCGAGGCUAGCACGCCGUUCCUCUCCCAGAUGUCCGCCGGGCUGGAUGACUCCGGAUUUCUGCGGUGGAAGUUUGAACCCCAAGCUCAGUGGCGACAGCUAGCCCUUGUUUGAAGAUGCUCUCAUCUUGAAGAUGGUUUGUCCGGAAUAUCGCAUCAUUCCUUUGGCCAGUUUGUACUCUCCAUCUUCGUACAGCUCAUAUGACCCAGUUCAUCUCAGGCCUUUUGAGUCUGUCGAGUUCCUCAUGUUGCGUCAAAGUUUGUCUGACUUUGUUGAGUGUGUUCUGAGCAAGGAUUCGUUUUGGAAUUUACCGCCCCUGUAUCUCGAUGCAGACGCGGCGAUGUUUUACAGCGAGUGGGCGAUGUUGACCAUAACCAAUAGCUCCUCGAUAAGAUGCAAUGGAGUUUGUUGCCUUCUGCCUAAAAACGCUCGACAAGAUGAAAAAGACCCUGCAUGAUGCAUUGGUCCCCGACUUGUGAUCCUAAGGAAUCACCUUUAAACUUUGUUUGGACCAAAUCUGAAAAGUUGAUUUUACGGCAGUUUGUGCAGAAUACCUAAGCACAGACAAACCUGGGAGUGUAAUGGUGCAGUGAAUCUGCACGUGGUUUUUCCGUUAUUGUGACAGUCACUUGGUUUCAUUAUCUUUGUUGAAUUCGUGCCUCAAAUUGAACCAGGCGAUCAUUUGACUUAUUUGCUUAUUUAUUGUUACACUUUGAAGGUGUUUGUGUCGUUAGGUCUGGCGUGUAAGGAUGAUCAGAUGUUGACAGCACUAGCCAGGGGUUCCGAAAGCAUGGCAGAAUGAGUUUGUAAGAUUUUCACAGUGUUGUGUAAAAGUAUUUACUUGAGUUUUAUUUAUAUUUUGUCUUUUCACGCUGCAGGUUUUCAGACGUUAGGACUGUUUCCUGUGUUUUAUUUGGCGUAUCGGUAAAUGGCUGGCAUUGUUUGGAUGACUGUAAAUUGAUCGAUACGUUUUCUGGGUGAAUCUGAUAGUCAUUUCAGAAGCACUCGUUUCAGUUUAAAACAUUUGUUGAAAUAUUUUUUUCUUUUUCGUAGUUAUUGUGGAUACGUCUCACAGAUUCCUGUAGGAGAGAUAUUUGUGUGUAAGACUGAUACAGGCAUGUUCCCCACCGGCGUUCCACACCUGAAAUCACUAAUUAAAUAUGCUGAAGCUCAGAUUAAAGCUGUCUGGUCGAAUGACGCAUCAAUAUUGCGUAAAUCCAUAAGUUCAAACGACUGCACAUCUUAAAGAAAGACAAAAAAAAAUCGUAAAAGCAGUUGGAACAUUUGGUUUUGAAGCAGUUUGGGGACUGUAUUCUUUAUUGGUCUAACCCACGCGGUUUUUUUAUUUUAACGAAUUACUAGGCUAUAAAUGGUAGGUGACUGAGCUGACAUAUACGUGUAGGUAAGAAAACUUGCCAAACUGUAAAAGAGCUGACUCUUUUUUUCUCACGCAGGCUCGAAAAGUCCCAAGCGCAUUUGCUACCGUGUUUAGAGUUUUCGAUGUGUACAAUGCAAUACAGAAGGAGGUGACUCUAAGAGAACGCAUUCCCACUCGAUUACAUGAAACCACCUAAACUGAGUUCUUAGGAGUUAUCUCCCUUUGGUUCUGACAACUUGGAACGUAUUGUAUAUGUAUACAAAGGUUAUUUGAAAUGAUUCACCAAUUGUCUCAGGAUGCAUUUGCCAAAGAAUGUCACUAGAAUGGGUUACCUUGAAUUAAACAUUUAUGUACCUGAAAUGACAAUGGAAUGAUUCGGAAUCAACAGUGUAGGUGUGUAAGAUCCGGUACCAACGAAGUGAUUACGUUCUUGUGGCUUCGAGUUUGUUAAAAGAGUCUGUGAAAUCUUGCAAAUCAAUGCAAAUUGACAUGUUUAGGAUUGGACAUCUGCCUUUGAGUAGUGAUGGUAUUUAUCUAGCGGCUAAAAUAAUUAUAUUUACAUGUACAUUAUACCUGCAAACUGUCUUCCUGACGGGGAGUAUGAGAUAAGGGUUAUUGUACGCAUGUCCGGAACACAGAUGUCGUUAUACACUCUUGGAGAACCAAGAUGUAGUAGGUGUCCCUACACAAACAAUGCAGAGUCGCCAGCUAACAGAGAACAAGAUGUGUAGAGCUAAAUAUGCGCAUGACGACAUGCUACAUCGAUGUUUCGUUGUUAAAGAAUAUUUGCACCCAUAAAGCCUUUUUACAAGAAGAAUAUCAACAAUUCAAAGGUGAAAGAAUGGCAAUGCUAUUUUUGAAAAACGUUGUUUGUUUUGUUUCUUACCUCUAUUAAAUUUCUCCCCGUGAUACGUCUAUUUCCUCUAUUUGGCACUUUUGUCAUAUUGUUGGCCACGAUUGUGAUUUUCUCAUGUACAGUUUAGGCGUAGUAUUUCUAGUUAACUGUUUCCCAAUGUAAUGCAAACAGACUUCUGUCACCUGGUUACCCCACCCCCCACUUAAGCUAUAUAUGGAGUGGCAUGCCGCCGUCAUAACUUUAUCUAUAUUUUUCUAAACCACGCCAUGUUGUUAUUAUAAAACAAAGUUUGAAAGCACCAGCCUUGGGUAAUAAGAUUCACUCUUUGUUUUACGGCUAUUUUUGCCACUGCUAUGUUUGACGGGAAAUACAUGGACAAAAGUUUCAGCAGUUUUCUGGCUUUAGAAGUAUUUUUUCCAUUGAAGGCGGAUUUUUGAAAGCGGUACCUGCCGCUGUUGUUGUUUGUUCCAGAUGAGCUAUAAAAAGUGGUUUUAGUUGUGUACAGUGAGGUUUUAUGGAAACCCACCAGCACAGCCUGCAGGUACGCAUACAGCUUAAGGAGUAUCUAUCUGCCUCAGAGUUGUAGUUUCUUUACUAGCGGAACAGAAUGAGGCCUGUCGACUAAAUAGCACGCAAGGGCGCAUGCGUGUGGUUUCAAACGGUGUGCAACUUUCGCUGAGUAUAACAUGUAUCUAGUAAACCGUGAACCAUGGAGUAAAUACAGACUGUCUUUCCUAUCAUGCCGUGUAGGCGGCUCGACAACCACACUAUGUACAAAUUUAGUCACAAAUAAACCAAUGUCUGUUAAAGUUUC